AUGUUAGAAUUUAUUGUGGGAGAUCAAGUAUUUUUGAAGAUAGCACCAAUGAAAGGAGUGAUGCGGUUUGGAAAGAAGGGAAAACUAAGCCCAAGAAAUAUUGAUCCAUUUACUAUUAUUGAGAGAAUUGGGAAUGUUGCCUACAAACUUGACCUUCCUUCAUCAAUGUCUCAAGUACACAAUGUGUUUCUUAUAUCCAUGCUAAGAAAAUAUAUUGGAAAUCCUUCUCAUGUAUUGAGGAAAAAAUCGAUGGAGAUAAAACCAGAUUUGACUUACGAAGAAAAGUCGGUAAAGAUCCUUCAACGAGAGAUAAAGCAACUAAGAAACAAGAAAAUUCCGUUAGUUAAGGUGCUGUGGCAGAAUCAUCUAACCGAAGAGGCUACUUGGGAAAGAGAAAAUGAAAUGCGGAUGUUGAAGAUUAGCUUGGUAAGUUAUGGAAAUCGGAAAGGUCGGGAAUUAGUAUCGACAAAAGUUCAAGCUUUCUAUUCGGUUGUUCGAGGUCAUGUUAAACGCUAG
Messenger RNA from Olea europaea var. sylvestris, 516 nucleotides. RefSeq lists its product as uncharacterized. NCBI's taxonomy places the organism in Eukaryota, Viridiplantae, Streptophyta, Magnoliopsida, Lamiales, Oleaceae. The record is from RefSeq and is a predicted model, not a curated record. Bases 1 to 516 code for a protein of 171 amino acids. The transcript has 2 exons.